Messenger RNA from Striga asiatica, 924 nucleotides. The record is from the annotation of a GenBank genome assembly. NCBI's taxonomy places the organism in Eukaryota, Viridiplantae, Streptophyta, Magnoliopsida, Lamiales, Orobanchaceae.
AUGCUUCCAUUGACUGAUAAUGUGAAAAAUGCACUGAUUACCAUGUAUUCCAGGUGCGGCUACCUUUCGCAUGCGCAUAUUAUGUUCAGAUUGUCCGAAACUAAAAGUGUAGUUACGUGGAAUUCGAUCAUAUCCGGUUUUGCACAGUGGGACCGGCCUGAAGAAGCCACGUAUCUCUUUAAAGAACUGUUGCUUGCCGGCAUUAAACCGAAUUUCGUGACUCUUGCGGGGAUUCUACCCCUUUGUGCCAGGGUGGCGAAUCUGAGACAUGGGAAAGAGUUCCACUGCUACAUUUGCAGGUGUGAAGAAUUUCAGAGUCACCUGUUGCUUUGGAAUUCUCUUAUAGAUAUGUAUGCAAGAUCGGGUAAAGUUUCAACUGCCCGAAAAUUGUUCGAUUUGCUCGAGAACAGAGAUACAGUUUCGUACACGUCGAUAAUAGCUGGGUACGGCAUGCAGGGCAAUGGUAAAGGCCGGCUUGCUGAGGAAGGCAAAAGAUGUUAUCCUAGGGAUGCCUUACGAGCCAACCCCCGAAAUGUGGGCCACGCUCUCGGGGCUUGUAGAAUCCAUGGGGACACUAAUAUUGGGGAAUGGGCUGCCGAGAAGCUUUUAGAAAUGAGACCCCAGAAUUCGGGUUAUUAUGUGUUGAUUGCGAACAUGUAUGCUGCUUCCGGUUGCUGGGGUAAAUUGGCAAAAGUGAGAAGUUUUAUGCGGGAUUUGGGCGUGAGGAAAGAUCCCGGGUGUGCCUCGGUUGAUACUGGAGAUGGGUUCGAGCCUUUUAUGGUCGAGGAUAGUUCAAACAGUCAAGCGGAUGAGUUAUACUCCUUGCUGGGCGGGCUGACUAAGCAAAUGAGAGACAUUGAUCGCGUAGUUCACGUUAACUUUGAAGCUGAAGGAGAAAAUUUGACUGAGAAUUUUGAGCCGUAA